Durusdinium trenchii is the source of this 822-nucleotide messenger RNA. Lineage: Eukaryota; Dinophyceae; Suessiales; Symbiodiniaceae. The record is from the annotation of a GenBank genome assembly.
CUGUGCUUGUGUGCCGUGUUCUCCAACAGUUCUUUCCCUUGCCAAUACUCGGUAGCCAUGGGGGGGAGCAGAGUUAUCAUCAGUAUCAGAAGGGGUUCGGGGGAGAGCACUACAGCAUCAUCGGUUGAGAGGGAUGCCGAUGACUAUCUCUUGGACGAUGGUGCUUGGUACAGCAAUUCCGACGGAGUUUGGUCACCGUACGUUUCACACAGGAGACCGGAUCAGCAUGUAUUUAAGAUGGCGCGGACGACGGUCAUGUUGAAAAAUUUGCCAGAGUGCUUCACACGGGCAAGGUUGCUUUACCUUCUUUGCAAAGAAGGAUUCUCGGGAACCUUCAAUUUCCUCUAUGUGCCGUUGUGCUUCAGGGAGAAGAAUUCACUUUGCUACGCGUUUAUCAAUUUCGUGGAGCAGAAGUCCUUGGAGCGUUUCUGGCAGAGGUUUGAUGGCUUGCGUGACUGGAGUGUUCCCUGUUCCAACGUCGGAGAGGUGUGCUUGUGUGAAAGGCACCAGGGCUUGGAUAGCAUCAUUCAGUACUAUCGAAACAACAGUGUGAUGCAUCCAAGUGUGCCUGAUGAGUGCAAGCCGAUCCUGCUUCGGGGAACACAGCGCAUUCCCUUCCCUUCACCGGUGAAGAAGAUCAAGAUGCCCAAAAAGCUCAGAAGCGAAAGUGGCGAUGUCGAGAGAAAGGAAAACACAGGUGUCCCUGUGAUGCUCACGUUCUCGUUGUGAGUCUCGGGUUUUUUUCCCUGGAUCGGAUGAGAUUUCGUGAACUUCUGAGUGAGACAGCCGUGGCAAUUAUGAAAAGAGAAACGCCCAGCUACC